AUGGUGGGUACUGCAGACAAGUAUUUGAUCACGAUGAAGAUCUUGCUAGCCCUCUCCAUUGCUUUCCUGUUUAUGUUAGCAGCUCUGCACGCUGAUGCAGAAGUGUUCACCAUCAUGGAGCCUAUGGUGGCCAACCGUCAUCUAUUGAGUGAACCAUCAUCUCUUAGUCGAAAGGGUAACGCUGGUGCUAAUGAUCCCGGGUGUACCCUUGCUUCAGGGAAGGGCAACACUGACACAGAAACUAAAAAUGCAGCUCUAAUGGUUUGUUGGUUUGAUUUUAUCUACUGUAUGCUAUGGUGUGGGCAUUUGUUUGGAUUCUCCUUCACAAUUUCUCAUACCGACAAGACCAGGUCCUUUGCUUCUGAGGGUGUGGUAUUUGUCCUGGUUUUUGUACUGUAUUUUGAUGGACCGGGUUUGACUCUUAAGCCAGGUGGCAUUUCGAGUCUGCCGAUGGCUAGGUUCCUUGAAUUAUCCUUUGGGAUGAUUGUUGGUCGCUUCUGUUUGGCUCUGGCGAGCAUAAGAUACGUGCUAGGUUUACCAUGGAAAUGGAGUGCCUAUAAUGCGUUUGACAAAAGUGUCUAUGUCAGUUUUCCAAGUGCUGUUCUCCAUGGUUUACUUUGGAUGCUUGUGAAAUGGCAAUGGAUUCCGAAUAAUGGGUUUGAGAGUCAGGUGGUGGGGAAGAUGGGUUUGGAGGCAUUGGUUUGGUAUUGUCGACCUAUGGCAAAUGGGGUUUGGGCAAAAAAGGUGGAUAAUGCAUUUGGUGCUUACACUCCCUGUGCCAUUGACUCCCUAAUGGUCUCUGUGAUUGUUGAGGCUCUUGCCUGGUGCUCCACUCUUGUUAUGAUUGGUCUGGAAACAAAAAUAUACAUUCGCCAGUUCCGAUGGUAUGUGCGGUUUGGAGUCAUUUAUGUGUUGGUAGGGGAAGCGGCCAUGCUCAAUCUCAUACUGUCAGUGAGUGAUUACUACAGUGGGGAGUGGACAAUGCCAUGGAUAUUGGCAUCUUUAGAUCAUAGGAUGGAGCCUGUUGGAACUUCUAGUCUCAUGCUGAUGCCUAUAGAUACAAUUCUUUCUCAAACUGCCCGGCAGGUUUUGUUUGGGAUUCUUCUACUCGUUUAUAUUCCCAAUUUGGAUCCUUAUCCAGAUUAUGUUAUGGUGGAACCUGAGUCUUUUGAUAAUGGUGAAUAUGAAGCACUUCUUGGAAGAGAGCAAAUUUGUCCUGAGAGGCAUGCUGGCUUAUUUUCCAGCCAUAAAAGACCUAUUACUGAAAAGGAUGUUUGGAAGUUAGAUACAUGGGAUCGGACUGAGACAUUGAUAAAAAGGUUCCAGGCUUGUUGGGUUGAAGAAUCUCAAAGGCCAAAGCCCUGUCUUUUAAGAGCACUGAACAAUGGUCUUGGAGGAAGGUUUUGGUUGGGAGGACUUUUUAAGAUUGGCUCUGAUCUUUCUCAAUUUGUGGGACCUAUUGUAUUGAGCCACCUCUUGCAGUUGUUCGGUGCGCUAUGUGAAUCUCAGUUUUUGCAGAAUGUUCUGCGUGUUGGUUUUCGGCUGAGAUCAACUUUGGUUGCUGGUAUAUUUCGUAAAUCUUUGAAACUAACUCACGAGGGUCGAAAGAACUUCCCAUCAGGCAAGAUAACAAAUAUGAUCACAACAGAUGCCAAUGUACUUCAGCAAAUGUGCCAACAACUUCAUGGAUUGUGGUCUGCUCCAUUUCGUAUCACCAUGUCCAUGGUUCUUCUUUACCAGCAGUUAGGUCUUGCUUCGCUUUUGGGUUCACUAGUGCUUGUUCUCAUGGUCCCUACACAAACAAUUUUGAUGAGCAAAAUGAGGAAACUAACUAAGGAAGGGUUGCUUAGGACAGACAAAAGAGUCAGCCUCAUGAAUGAAAUCUUGGCUUCCAUGGAUGCUGUGAAAUGUUAUGCAUGGGAGAAGAGCUUUCAAUCCAGAAUUCAAAGCGUGCGGGAUGAUGAGUUGUCAUGGUUUCGCAGUGCACAAUUACUAUCUGCUUUCAAUAGUUUUAUACUGAACAGCAUCCCAGUUGUUGUGACACUGGUUUCAUUCGGCGUGUUCACCUUGCUUGGCGGAGAUUUGACACCUGCAAAGGCAUUUACGUCACUCUCUCUGUUUCAAGUGUUAAGAUCCCCUCUAAACAUGCUUCCUAACUUACUAAGCCAGGUUGUGAAUGCAAAUAUAUCAUUGCAACGCUUGGAGGAACUGUUUUUAGCUGAAGAGAGAAUUUUAGCACCAAAUCUGCCUCUUGAACUUGAAAUUCCAGCCAUCUCAAUUGAAAAUGGAAACUUUUCAUGGGAUUCAAAGUUAGGAAAGCCAACUUUAUCAAAUAUCAAUUUAAACAUACAAGUAGGCAGCUUAGUCGCAAUUGUUGGUGGGACUGGAGAAGGAAAAACGUCGCUUAUAUCAGCAAUGCUUGGAGAACUGCCUCCUACAGAAGAUGCAUGUGUUGUUAUACGAGGGAUUGUUGCAUAUGUUCCCCAAGUUUCAUGGAUCUUCAAUGCUACUGUCCGUGACAACAUAUUAUUUGGGUCAGAAUAUGAACCUUCACGAUAUUGGAAAGCUGUUGAUGUAACUGCAUUAGAACAUGAUCUCGACUUACUCCCAGGCCAUGACCUAACCGAGAUAGGUGAACGAGGAGUCAAUAUUAGUGGUGGGCAGAAGCAAAGAAUUUCCUUGGCUAGGGCUGUCUAUUCCAAUUCAGAUAUAUACAUAUUCGAUGACCCUUUAAGUGCUUUAGAUGCUCAAGUUGGUCAACAGGUCUUCAACAGUUGUAUUAAGGAAGAGUUGCAAGGAAAAACCAGGGUUCUUGUCACAAACCAGCUACAUUUUCUUCCACAAGUGGAUAAAAUUAUUCUUCUCAGUGAAGGUAUGAUUAAAGAGGAGGGAACCUUUGAGGAACUCUCUAAGAAUGGCAAGCUGUUCCAGAAGCUGAUGGAAAAUGCAGGGAAAAUGGAAGAAAAAGAGAACAGUGAAAAUGUGGACUACAAACGCUCAAAACCAGCAGCUUAUGGAGGAAAUGAUUUGCCACAAAAAGCAGGCAACACAAUGAAAGGGAAAGGAGGGAAGUCUGUACUUAUCAAGAAGGAAGAACGAGAAACAGGUGUUGUCAGUUGGAAUGUUUUGAUAAGCUCAAGUCUCCAUGCAGCCAAAAGACUUCAUGAUGCCAUGCUAGAUUCUAUCCUACGAGCUCCCAUGCUAUUCUUCCACACUAACCCAACUGGGAGGAUGAUCAAUAGGUUUGCGAAGGAUCUAGGUGAAAUAGAUCGUAAUGUUGCCAAUUUUGCCAACAAUUUUCUAAACCAAGCCUGGCAGCUGCUUUCAACUUUUGUGCUGAUAGGCAUUAGUACAUCCCGUGAAGUGAAACGUCUGGAUUCCAUUACCAGGUCUCCAGUUUAUGCACAAUUUGGAGAAGCAUUAAAUGGUUUGUCAAGUAUUCGUGCAUAUAAAGCAUAUGAUUGGAUGGCCAUCAUCAAUGGCAAGUCUAUGGACAAUAAUAUCAGGUUUACUCUGGUGAAUAUUAGUUCAAAUCGUUGGCUUACCACAAGGUUGGUAACAUUAGGAGGGAUCAUGAUUUGGUUGAUAGCAACAUUUGCAGUUUUGGGUAAUGGAAGAACAGAAAAUCAUGUGGAAUUUGCAUCUAUAAUGGGUCUACUUCUUAGUUAUACUUUGAACAUCACUGAUUUGUUGAGUGGCGUUUUAAGACAAGCCAGUAGUGCUGAAAAUAGCUUAAACUCUGUUGAGCGUGUUGCCACCUAUAUAGAUUUACCCUCUGAAGCUCCAGCCAUAGUCCAAAGCAAUCGUCCUCCUCCUGCUUGGCCUUCAUCAGGAUCAAUUAAAUUCAAGGAUGUUGUUCUACGCUAUAGGCCCGAGCUUCCUCCAGUCUUACAUGGUUUGUCCUUUGCAGUCUCACCUAGUGAAAAGCUAGGAAUAGUUGGAAGAACAGGAGCAGGGAAAUCUAGCAUGCUAAAUGCAUUGUUCCGUAUUGUAGAACUAGAAAGAGGAGAAAUUAUUAUAGAUGGUUGUGAUGUUUCUACGUUUGGACUCACAGAUUUGAGGAAAGUUCUCAGUAUCAUACCCCAAUCACCACUUCUCUUCUCAGGAACUGUGCGAUUCAAUCUCGAUCCAUUUAGUGAACACAAUGAUGCUGACCUAUGGGAGGCUUUAGAGAGGGCACAUUUAAAGGAUGCCAUUAGAAAUAAUCCUUUUGGUCUGGAUGCUGAGGUUUUUGAGGGAGGGGAGAAUUUUAGUGUUGGACAGAGGCAACUUCUAAGUCUCGCACGAGCACUGCUGCGAAGAUCUAAGAUUCUUGUUCUCGAUGAAGCUACUGCUUCUGUUGAUGUUAAAACUGAUGCUCUUAUACAGAAAACCAUUCGAGAAGAAUUCAGAUCCUGCACAAUGCUAAUCAUUGCUCACAGACUGAAUACCAUUAUUGACUGCGACAGAAUUCUUGUGCUUGAGGCUGGACAGGUUCUAGAACACGCUACUCCGGAGGAACUGCUAUCAAAUGAAGGAAGCGCAUUCUCUAGGAUGGUUCAAAGUACAGGGACAACAAAUGCGCAGUACCUGUAUAGCCUGGUGUUUGAAAGUAAAGAGAAUAAGUUGAGUAGAAAAGGGAAGGAUGACCUGAGAAGAUGGAUAGGCUCUUCAAGAUGGUCUGCUGCUGCACAGCUAGCCAUGGCUAUUAGCCUUACUUCAUCAGAGAAUGAUCUUCGAAUGUUGGACGUUGAAGAUGAGGACACCAUCCUCUGGAAAACAAAAGAUGCAGUUAUAACACUGCAGGAUGUCCUCGUGGGGAAGCAUGACGAAGUGAUAUCUAGUACACUGCAACAAUGCCAAGCUCCCCAAGAUAGAUGGUGGUCUUCUUUCUACCGAAUAAUUGAAGGUCUGGCUUUGAUGAGCAGGUUGUCGCACAAUAGGGUUCAGCAAUUGGAAUAUGAUUACGAAAAUGAACUCCUUGAUUGGGACAAUAUUGAAAAUUAG
Messenger RNA from Dovyalis caffra, 4986 nucleotides. The record is from the annotation of a GenBank genome assembly. NCBI's taxonomy places the organism in Eukaryota, Viridiplantae, Streptophyta, Magnoliopsida, Malpighiales, Salicaceae.